GGUCUAUAAAUCAAAUACGAAGUUUGAUCAAUUAUACAAUUUUGUUGUGCAAGUUUUUGCGGAAGAGCAAACCGACUCUAAAGUCAGUCCGGAACUUUGCCGCUUCUCGGUCGCGUCUGUGACAAUUAUUUCUGUUUUCAUAAAUAAAUAAAAGAGCGUAAAGACGAAACGCUAACCACCGCUGAUGUUAGGUCGCGUUUCAAAAAUAACUAACGAGUAAGAAAAUAGGAGAGACUGCGAAAACGCCAGUCGCGGCGCGGCCGUGACUGUCGGCGACAUUGGCGACUGCGAGGUUGACACGUGUAUGCACGCGACGCUUAUGCACUCGACAUAUACGUUUGCAUGUGUGAGAGAGCACUUCGACGCUGGGAAAAUAUGGUUUCUGGCAGUGAUGCCCUCAUCGGAGGAGGAAAGCCAGUGGCUUGUUGGCAGCGGGGGCGGCCUCGCACCUUCCGGCAACAGCACGACGAAAACGGGUGCGAGCGAGCGCGUCUUGGGUACUAGGACCGGUCUCUAUACCGAGGAGAUGACGACGCAGCCGGCGAAUGUUGCCACGGCCGGCGUGAAUUCGGCCUCGGCCGAUUCCGCGGAACACGAUCUCAUAGAUUCUACCGCGGACGCAACCCUCUUGGCGCAGUUUCACGAAGACGCCAUUAAACAGGCUGGUGUGGGUUACUUCCAAAUAUUCGCUGCUUUCUGCACAGGAUUGAGUCUUGCAGCUGAUACCGUUGAAUUUUUUGUUGUUCCUUACAUACUGCCAAGUGCAGAGGUUGAGCUAUGCAUCGAGGACAGCGAAAAAGGCUGGCUCGGCAACAUCACCCUUGUCGGUCUUGCGCUGGGAGGAUUAUUCUGGGGUGGUAUUGGGGACAGGCUAGGGAGACAAAGAUCUCUCUUAUCAGCUAUGGCCAUACAUGCCCUAUUCACCAGCGUUGCGACAUUUAUGCCUACUUAUGGCACUUUUAUGACGGCUAGAUUUUGCUCAGCUCUUGGAGUAGGAGGAGCUAUACCACUGGCAUUCGCGUAUCUUGCGGAAUGCUGUCCACGAUUAAGCAGAGGCCGUUGGACAGGAAUACUCGUGGCAGUGUGUGCACUCGGUGGUGUAUACGUUGCUCUCUUGGCUUGGGCGGUGGUACCUACCACAGGAGAAAUGGUUGUCCUAGAAAACAGACACUUCAGCGCUUGGCAUCGUUUCCUGUUACUGUGUUGUCUGCCGGCGAUCUGCUCCACUUUCAGUCUUAUCUUUCUACCGGAAAGUCCGAGAUAUCUUGUAGAGGCUGGUCGAGACGUGGAAGCAAUGAUGGUUUAUCAGAGGAUAUAUAAGAAAAAUAAUGCACGGAGAGGUGCAACAGGUGCUCAAUAUCAGCUCUCUGAACUGGAACUUCCGACUAAAAGACCUCGCGGCUUGGCACCGCCAUCUCCGAGUAAUCACACUAGCGUUUUGGCGGACAUAAUAUAUUCAAUCGAAAUGUUCUGGAAUUCGUUUCUGGAGUUAUUUGCAGCACCACAUUUACGCGUGACUCUGAUCCUGUUAAUUAUCUGGUCCGCCUCUUCGUUCAGUCUUUUCGGUCUCAUGAUAUGGUGUCCCGAAUAUCUGAAACUUCUGCGAGCGAUAGAAUACGAGGCUCACACCGAGCACUAUCAUGGCGAAGAACAGAGUAAUUUAACAUUUACUGGCUCUUGGGAAAAUCGUCAAUACAGGAACUUCACAUUCAAGAACUGCAAAUUUACUAAAAUGGUUUUUAGCCAUGUUGACUUUGACAAUUGCACCUUCCACUCGGUAGAGUUUAGUAGCAUUAAAUCUAGCAAAACUCACUUUAGAGACAGUGAAAUUGUAUAUUCGAAAUUUGUUGACACAGAUUUAUCUGCGCAAGUUUUCACCAGAUGUAAAUUGCAAAAUAACACAGAACUAAGCUUGAGCGGGCCGUGUCCGGCUCUCGAUCUGGAUUAUAAUAUUUAUAUCGAAGAAACGUUGCAUGCUCAUCUCGUUGCUCAAUUGGCUUUUGUGCCCGCUGCCGUGCUAGCGGGCUUUGCACUUACCGUUCUUCAACGGCCAAAACUAAUUGGUCUCUCACUCUUUUUCUCUUCCGUUACUGCGCUGUGUCUGAUAUUAUUACACCGAAACAGUUCGGCAGUUCUUGGUUUUCAAGGUGGCUUCACAGCCCUCUUCGCCGUUGGGUGGACAUCGUUAACUUUGGUGACAGUCGAGAGCUUCCCCACGCACUUACGGUGCACCGGUUUCGGACUUAUAGCAGCGGCUACAAAAAUAUCUGGUCUGAUAGGAACUACAACAUAUCAGACAUUAGUAGGCGCUCCUUUAAUCGCGCCCGCGCUAUUAACCGCGUUGGUACUAUUAAUUGCCAGCGUUGUAACUUUUAAAUUGCCUCAUACUCAUACUGUCUUCUUGUAAGCUUUCCAUCGGUAGAAAAGAGUCAGCAGCGCGUAUCUAAACUAAAGAAAUUUGUUAUCGAAGAUAAAUUAUAUGAUGCUUCGCCAUCUGACGAGAUUGAAUUCUCGGAGAGUAAUUCGUAAGAGGAAAACGUAUAUGUACUCUCUCAUUCUUUAUUCUUAGGAUUUAUUCGAAAAGGAAAAAAAAAAAACGAUGUU
Messenger RNA from Linepithema humile (Argentine ant), 2604 nucleotides. NCBI's taxonomy places the organism in Eukaryota, Metazoa, Arthropoda, Insecta, Hymenoptera, Formicidae. The record is from RefSeq and is a predicted model, not a curated record.